Molecule: messenger RNA, 1968 nt
Organism: Sebastes umbrosus (honeycomb rockfish)
Lineage: Eukaryota; Metazoa; Chordata; Actinopteri; Perciformes; Sebastidae
Gene: uxs1
Product: UDP-glucuronate decarboxylase 1
Exons: 15
Coding region: 145-1326 (393 amino acids)
Biological process (GO): D-xylose metabolic process
Cellular component (GO): cytoplasm
Molecular function (GO): NAD+ binding; UDP-glucuronate decarboxylase activity
Source: RefSeq, a predicted model, not a curated record
CAUCUGCUAGUCCUCGGCCCAGCUGAGAGGAGCAAACUCUGGCAUGUGUUGCAUUUAUACGCCGUUAAAUGAACAUAUUUUGAUUUGUAUUUAUCUUCCUGGGAUAUAAAUGUGAGGCAGGAUUCGCGUCUGUUGGUGCAAAUAAUGGUGCAUCUUACUGUCUGGGGAACAUAUACGAACAUGAGAUCGAUACAAGAACACGGAGAAAUGAAGAUUGAGCAGAGAAUUGAUGAAGCUGUGGCUCCUCUCAGAGAGAAGAUCCGUGAUCUGGAACAAAGUUUUUCUCAGAAAUACCCGCCUGUGAAAUUCCUGUCAGAAAAGGAUCGGAAGAGAAUUUUGAUCACUGGUGGAGCUGGUUUUGUGGGUUCCCACCUGACUGACAAGCUGAUGAUGGAUGGCCACGAGGUGACUGUGGUGGACAACUUCUUCACAGGAAGGAAAAGGAAUGUGGAGCACUGGAUCGGCCACGAAAACUUUGAGCUCAUCAAUCAUGAUGUGGUGGAGCCUCUCUAUAUUGAGGUGGACCAGAUCUAUCACCUGGCAUCUCCAGCCUCUCCUCCCAACUACAUGUACAAUCCCAUCAAAACACUCAAGACCAACACCAUUGGCACUCUCAACAUGCUUGGUUUGGCCAAACGUGUGGGCGCCAGACUUCUGCUGGCUUCUACUUCUGAGGUUUACGGAGAUCCAGAAGUACACCCACAAAAUGAGGAGUACUGGGGCCACGUUAAUCCAAUUGGUCCACGUGCAUGCUACGAUGAGGGGAAACGUGUAGCAGAGACCAUGUGUUAUGCCUACAUGAAACAGGAAGGAGUAGAGGUGAGGGUGGCAAGAAUCUUCAACACGUUUGGCUCCCGAAUGCACAUGAACGAUGGACGAGUUGUCAGCAAUUUCAUCCUGCAGGCUCUACAGGGAGAACCUCUCACUGUGUAUGGUUCUGGUUCCCAAACAAGAGCCUUUCAGUAUGUAAGUGAUCUGGUGAACGGCCUGGUGUUGUUGAUGAACAGUAACAUCAGCAGUCCAGUCAAUCUGGGGAACCCAGAGGAACACACCAUAUUGGAGUUUGCUCGUCUCAUCAAAAGUCUCGUCGUGAGCCGAAGUCAGAUCCAGUUCCUUCCAGAGGCCCAGGACGACCCACAGAGAAGAAGACCCGACAUCCGAAAAGCCGAGAUGAUGCUCGGCUGGGAGCCCGUGGUGCCCCUGGAGGAAGGUUUGAACAAAACCAUCCAGUACUUCAGCCGGGAACUGGAGCACCAGGCCAACAACCAGUACAUCCCCAAACCUAAAGCCGCCCGCAUGAAGAAAGGAAGACCCAGACACAACUGAGGUCAGGUUUCCCACCACAGACUCUCCCGAAACACCAAAAGGAUGUUAAGACUCCUCAGAGAACCCUUGAAGAGCAACUCUCUGAAAUACACUCUGGAGUAGAGCACUCUGGGAAUUGGUGUCUUUUUUUUUGAGAAGCAGAGAAAACUUUCUCUUUAAAAAAGUGUUGUGUUGCCUUGAGUUGAAGCUGCAGCUGCACUGCGGGAUAACGGCUUUCCAUACCGGAGCUUGCGUGUUGGAUGGACAAGUUCGAAUCAAAAACUUUUUUUUUUGAGGCAAGAAAUCUGAAACCCAGCCUUCCUUUUUUUCUUUGUGAAUUUGUGCUUUUGCUAUUUAAAUUGCAGACGUGAGAAUCUUGCACACAGCUCAAACUGUGCAUCAGUGCUUCGUGUUUAUUUGAUCAGUUUCUUGUUGUUUUCUCUCCGGAGAUGAGCUACAUGACUUUGUUUUUCCACUGGAUGAUUUGUCCUCUUAUCAGUGGCGUGUCAACACGCAGGAACGGGCAAAUCCUCUAGAAAGACUGUUACAGCAUCAUUACGUGAUUAUCAGAACGUCAUUGUGUUCUACUUUGUGAAAUCUCAUUUCAGGAUGUGCGUUAUCAAUUUCAAAUCAAGAUGCUAUUUUAAUAAAAUAUUUCCAAUA